CAACAAAAUAAAACAGCACAUCUCUAAUCUCUACUGUACCUAGACAGCCGUGCAACUAUCCACUUGGUGAAGCGCUGUAUUGUCACUGGGUUUUGGCCUCAUUUCGCCUCUAAGGUACUCGUGCCUCGCCUCGCCUCGCCUCGCCUCUAUUCUCCUUGACGUCUUUCCCUACCUACCUACCUUAGGACCUUUACACUGGGCCCGGCCGGACUUCUCCCGGACAAGCCUCACCUCACCUCACCUCACCUCACCUCACCUCACCUCACCUCACCUCAUCUCACUUCCUUGUUUCCCUGCCUUCAGCGCAGGACGACAUCCCACGACACGGACGGACGUUCUCUGUUCUAUUCUAUUCCGAUUCUGAUUCUGAUUCUGUUCUGCUGCCCUGCUGUUUCUGCUCCACCUACCUGCGCCUGCGCCUGCAGCUAGAGGUAGUUUAAGUUAGCCGACUCGACCUCCUCUACACUCUACAGUACUCUUCCCUACCUACACACCUUACUGUAUUCAAUUCAGAAGGCGUCAAGCUCUCGAUCCUUCUCAUCCCCUCCCUGCCCUCCGUCUAUCUUAGUAAUUCGCCUUCUUCCUACCCUCUCCUCCCAACCUCCACAACUACACCGAUCUGAAUGUCUGUUACUCAUCAGUAAUAAUUUCUGUUCCUGGCUUGCGUCAAAUCUCCUGGAAACCAGCGCCGUGCUGUGUAACAGAGGAGAGGCAAUGGCUUCGGCUGGGGAGGAUGUAUACGCGACUCUGCUUCUGAACGACUUCUACCUUCCAGGUAAGACUGGCUGCCACAGUUCGAUAGACUAUUACUUACUGGAGCUUCAAAUGCAGGUGCUCUAGUGUUGGCGCAUUCCUUACGAGAUGCUGGCACUACCAAGAAAUUGGCCGUACUGGUCACCACUGAAUCAAUCUCUGCAGAUGCGAUGGUCCAGCUUCAGAAACAAUUCGACUUUAUCAUUCCUGUCGAACGAGUUGUCAAUCAGUCACCGGCCAAUCUGCACCUCAUGAAUCGACCUGAUCUACAUUCGACCUUCACCAAGAUAACGCUGUGGAAGCAAUUGCAGUUCCGCCGGAUUGUGUAUAUGGACUCAGAUAUGGUUGCUCUGCGUGCUCCAGACGAGUUGUUUGACUUGCCUCAAGCCUUCUCUGCGGCUCCUGACAUUGGAUGGCCUGACAUCUUCAAUUCAGGUCUGAUGGUAUUGAAUCCGAACAUGGGUGAUUAUUAUGCUUUACUCGCCAUGGCAGAGCGGGGGAUAUCGUUUGAUGGUGCAGACCAAGGCCUCUUGAACAUGCACUUCAAGAAUAACUUCAAUCGCUUGAGUUUUACUUAUAAUGUCACUCCCUCAGCUCACUACCAGUAUUUACCAGCAUUUCAACAUUUUCAAUCGAGUAUCAGUGUAGCACAUUUCAUUGGCCAGGAAAAGCCUUGGAGCCAGGGAAGGGAAGCGCAUAAAGGCUCUACUCCUUAUGACCAGAUGGUGGGCAGGUGGUGGUCAGUCUAUGACCGACACUACAAAGAAUCGUCCGUCCGAAAUAGCGCGGGAGGUUCUUCGUUGAUUGUGCAAUACCAUACGAAGGGAGAGUUCCUUCCAAUCGUGCCCAUAGUCUCGAGUGGGCGCGAGUAUCAAUCUGAUGAAACUGAUAGUGAGAUAUUCCAUCCGACCGCCGGAGGGCCGUUGCAUGAAACAACAUCAGAAAUUCUGGAAGAAGUGGAAGAAGCUUAUGUUCCGCCAGUUGAAACAGACCUGGAUAAGGGCGACGAGCCAGAAGCUCAACAUGAGAUCCAGUACUCCGCAUGGGAUGCCAGCAGAGCCCCUCCACCAACGGACUCUAAACCAGAGGCUUCGAAUUUCCCAGCGACACACUAUGACAUGUCUUCCGACUUGACUCCGUUCAAAGCCCCUGAGCGCUAUCCUGAUCCUCCAAAGAAUAUGUACUAUGAAGUGCCAAAAACACCAAUGUACCAAAAGCCGGCACCUAUAUUCCCAUGGGAGAUGAACGCCCCCAAGCCUACAAGGGUUUUUCCUGACGAUAACGUACCAUUGGAUACUGAACACCCCGAUAGCGGCGAUCCAGAAUCUGCACUAGGAGUGGAGGAGCGAGACAAUACUCCUACCACAGUCACUCCUACUACUCCUACCAUCUCACUCACGCCUGCUGAUCCUUGGCAGACUUACACGCGUGGGAAUGCUUGGGACGACAUCCCCGAGAUCGAACGAUACAUUGGAAAUCUGCAAAAAAAUCGGAAGGGUAAUAUCCAGGUACUUCAGGGGUACGGCUCAGGUAUAGAACAGGUGUCCAGUCUGGGUGCGAGGAGACACAGUAUGAGGCUCACAGACUUCCCUUCAGAGCUUGAACGGCCUAGUCUGCCCGUGACUCCUGCCCCGAUUCGGAGACCUAGUUUUUGGGGUGAAGAGAGAGACAAGGAGGGUGAACUACCAGCCGCGGAGGGAGUUCCUUCGCAGGAGGACUGGGAUCCGGUGGUACAGCUGGAGCAGCUAGCUCGACGACAGUCAGACGUGCUAGCACAUAAGUUAGGAACAGAUGGCAGCCCUGCACGAGAGAUUCCCCUAAGGCCCCUUCCCUACGGUUCAGAAGGGGUUGUCUCUCCAACUUAUGUAGCUCAGGCGCCGCCUAGCGGCAGAACAGAUUUGAACGAUGUUCCCAGAACUGCCGUGGAGGAACCUAGUUAUCAUGGACCAGGAGCAAUGUGGGAGAAGGAUGAGACAUUUCCGUCAAAUGAGCCCCUCAAGGACCGAGCGAAGAAGAGCGAGAUGUGA
Molecule: messenger RNA, 2780 nt
Organism: Cadophora gregata
Lineage: Eukaryota; Fungi; Ascomycota; Leotiomycetes; Helotiales; Ploettnerulaceae
Gene: GLG2
Product: glycogenin glucosyltransferase
Exons: 6
Coding region: 924-2780 (618 amino acids)
Cellular component (GO): cytoplasm
Molecular function (GO): glycosyltransferase activity
Source: RefSeq, a predicted model, not a curated record